Messenger RNA from Priceomyces carsonii, 1785 nucleotides. It is a transcript of the gene PSD1, whose product is annotated as phosphatidylserine decarboxylase 1. Gene Ontology annotation, molecular function: phosphatidylserine decarboxylase activity. The record is from RefSeq and is a predicted model, not a curated record. Lineage: Eukaryota; Fungi; Ascomycota; Pichiomycetes; Serinales; Debaryomycetaceae. The transcript has a single exon. Gene Ontology annotation, biological process: phosphatidylethanolamine biosynthetic process. The coding region runs from base 1 to 1785 and encodes 594 amino acids. Gene Ontology annotation, cellular component: mitochondrion.
AUGUUCAGACAUUCGUCCUUCGGUAAUAAUCUGUCUAUCAGACGAAAGCUAAUGCUCAAGCCUACACCUUUUGCCUAUGGGCCUCAAAGAAUGAACAUAGCCCAACCAUUAUCUCGUGCAUCAAAAGUAGCUGAAAUGGCUGUUCAGCAGCAGCAAAAUAGAAGACUUAGCUACUACUAUAGAUUCCCAAAGAUUCCCAGACCUAAGAGAAACGUACUAUACUAUUCGACUUGGAGCCGAGGAACCAAGCUUAUCCCAACUAAGAAGAGCGUCAGAUUACCUAGUAUUAGAAUCAGUAGGAGGCUGAUUUCUACCGCUAACCAAAAGCUCAAGAGUAAAACAAAAAACUUACACAGAAGAUUCUUUUCUGCAGAGGCUCGGAAGAGGAGACAACAAAGAAGAAAAUUCAUCAAAUGGUGGACAAUAACUUCUUUGGCUGUAGUUUUGGGCGGCGUUGCAUCAAAGAUUAGAUAUGAGAAAUCCCAAACAGAGGAUGUGUUAGAAAAUGAGUAUCAAAUUAGGCCUCAAUCAUGGCAUUUGUAUAUAUACUCCACUCUUCCCUUAAAAUCAAUUUCAAGGCUUUGGGGACAAUUUAACUCAAUUACCUUACCUAUUUGGCUAAGGAGCCCAUCAUUUAGGCUCUAUUCUUUGAUAUUUGGGGUAAAUUUGGAAGAAAUGGAUGAGCCUGACUUGACAACUUACAAAAACUUAUCUGAGUUUUUCUACAGAAAGCUUAAACCCGGCGCAAGGACUAUAUCAGAUUCUGAAUUAGUCUCUCCAGCUGAUGGAAAAAUACUCAAGUUCGGUAUAAUUAACAACGGCGAAAUUGAACAGGUAAAAGGGAUGACAUAUUCGAUUGAUUCCUUACUAGGUUUAAAGACAGAAAGAUUAGCGGCUCCUGCUCACUCACUUGAUUUCGAUCAUGAUGAUAAUGAUGAGGCCGUAUUGAAAAGAGAUGAGGAAUUUGCCCAAAUAAAUGGAAUUUCAUAUUCAGUCGAUGAUAUUAUUGGAGGUCAAACGGAAAGCACAUACCACUUGAACGAUUUUAAAUACAAGGACGAAGGUGAUAAGACAGCAAAAGGGUACAAAUCUUCGAUCUCAAAAGAAGUUGCAGUCGCUCAAAGCUUGGUUCCAAAAUUAGACGCUUUGGCUGGCUCAAAGAAGAACUUGUAUUUUACAGUCAUUUAUUUAGCUCCCGGAGACUAUCAUAGGUUUCAUUCCCCUACUAGUUGGGUGACUACUUUGAGGCGCCAUUUCAUUGGGGAAUUGUUUUCAGUUGCUCCUUUUUUCCAAAAGACCUUAAGGGGGUUAUUUGUACUCAAUGAGCGCGUUGCACUUUUGGGGUACUGGAAAUAUGGUUUCUUUUCAAUGAUUCCUGUCGGUGCCACAAACGUUGGAAGUAUUGUAAUCAACUUCGAUAAAGACUUGAAGACAAAUGAUAUCUACGAGCACGAGGUUUACCUGAACCGUUCAGUGAAUGAAGACACCCCCUUACUUGCGGAAGAGAAUAAUUCUUACACUGAUGAGACUUUCUCUACUGCUUCAAACGACAUCGAAAAAAAUUCCAAGAAAAGGCUCAAGAAGAAUACGGUAUAUGAAGCAACGUACACCAAAGCCAGUAGAAUACUUGGUGGUUAUCCUCUUGCUAAAGGACAAGAAGUUGGAGGCUUCAAAUUAGGUUCUACAGUGGUAUUAGUAUUUGAAGCUCCAGAUUCUUUCAAUUUUAACCUAGAAGUUGGACAGAAGGUUAAAGUAGGUGAAUCACUCGGCAACUUUAAGACUUGA